This is a messenger RNA of Carya illinoinensis, 2260 nucleotides long. RefSeq names its product RNA-binding protein 24-B-like. NCBI's taxonomy places the organism in Eukaryota, Viridiplantae, Streptophyta, Magnoliopsida, Fagales, Juglandaceae. The transcript is spliced from 7 exons. The record is from RefSeq and is a predicted model, not a curated record. Bases 721 to 1587 code for a protein of 288 amino acids. Gene Ontology annotation, molecular function: RNA binding.
AGAACAGGAGGGUAGCUCCCAGAAUUGCUCUCCUCGUUCACUUUCCGACCAUUUUUUGUCUUUUCAGCAAGAGAAAAUUUUCGAGGUUGCCAGAAAGUUUUGGCCGACCAAACACAUAACCUAGUUUCUUGUACCUUUUCGACUAAUAGAAUUCCUGCAGUUACAAAGAAGCUGUUGAACACAGAGAAAGAGAGAGAGAGAGAAUGCGCGCGCGCAUGUAUGAAGUGAUCACGAUCAAAGAGCCCCACCAGAUGCCAUAAACAGAAAUGAAAUACUGAUACCAUUGCCAUUAUUGUUAUUGGCAUGUUUAAUAUUGCACCGCAGAGGAUGUUGUGAUACAGCAAAAAAGUAAUGAUUUUCUUGUUACGGGUAUCGUUUUUGAGGAAUCUGAGGAGUUGUUGUGGCCGUCUAAAUUCUAUAAGUGGCAAUUGUAGUCCUUUCAAAAAACAUGACGUUAAAACAAAGGAGAAGAACAAGAACAAGAACAAGAAGAAGCAGAAUCACAAGUGCACCAAUCUCUGUGAUUACAUUGAUUUGAUCUCCGAAUCCGAAAAAAUAAAUUUGCUAUUUCGGGCUUUGUUUACCAAAAUCUUACAUUUUUUCCUUUCUGCGUCUUUGGGUUGUGGGGUUUAUUUGGUUUUGUGCAGGGGUCCUUUCCUUUAUUUUGUUUGAGGGUUUGACGGUUUUGGUCUCCUUCUUUUUCUGUGUGUGAUAUUUCUCAUGUCUCAACAAAGGAAAUUUCAGAUGGUGGGUGGUAACAAUCCGAGGCAGUACAAUGACACAACUUUUACCAAAAUCUUCGUGGGAGGGUUGGCUUGGGAAACUCAACGGGAUACCAUGAGGAGAUAUUUUGAUCAAUUCGGAGAGAUCCUGGAGGCUGUUGUUAUCACAGAUAAGAACAGUGGGAGAUCCAAGGGUUACGGUUUUGUUACAUUUAAAGAUCCAGAGGCAGCCUUAAGAGCAUGUCAAAACCCAUCUCCUGUGAUUGAUGGAAGGAGAGCAAAUUGUAAUCUCGCAUCUCUUGGUGCACAGAAGAUUCGUCCACCAACUCCUCUAGAUGGUGUUUCCAGUUCAGGAAGGUUUAGACCAGUCAGUGGCUUCCAUACUCCACCUGCUUAUUAUGGCACAUAUUACCAUCAACCUAGGGGUCAAUACACAUUUCUUUGUUCAGCUUAUGGAUACACUAGAUAUUCCAACAAUGCAAUGUAUCCUGUGAACUAUUAUAGUGUUUAUGGGGAUCAACAAUCUUCUCCUUUCUAUGCCAACACUGGGACAGCAGGGCCACCCGGGAUGCUCCACAAUUUGUAUCCGUUCUAUGCACAAUAUGCACAAAGUGGCCGCCCUCAUGGUUUUGGAGUUCCAUAUCCCCAACUGGUAAUGUACCCGUAUUUGCCUCAGCACUAUGGCUCUACUGGGAUACUUUCUCUUCCUUCUUCAAUGGCAAUGCAAACUACAACAACAGCUGCAGCCGCAACAACAGAGGUGACUACAGGUGCAGGUGUUUCUCAGGCCACCAGAGUAGCAUCCGAACAAAAUUCAUCAACUUUGCCUUUACUGGGGAAAAACAAUGCUUUCUUGAAAGACUAAAAGCAUGGCCAGAAAGGUGAAAAGCAUCACAAGCAAAAACACAAAGAAAGUGACUAAGAAAAGAACAUAUGAUAUUACUGAUUCAAGAGGAUGCCUGAUCAGCUGGCAUAACAAGGGAAGGAAUGCAAUGAUACAGAGUGGAAUCAUCCAUUUAUGGAGCAAGCGUGCAUAGACAUGUUCAAGCUUGUUCCAAUAACCAUCAACUUUGCUUUGUUAUUAGUUCACACUCAAGAUCUUCGUCUCCGUCAUCCUAUUUUUUGAGAGAUUAGCAUUAGGUGAAGAACCAUAUUCAUUGAUGUAUUGUCAUAAGGCUAGAAAUUAAAUAUUGGCUUUGGAUUCUUCCUUUUAGAUCAAUUACUAGAUAGUAACGUCUUGGAUUCAAUGUUGGAUGCUAAUUGCAUCGAAUGACAAACUUGUUCAUAUUGGCAGUGAUGGGCUCCAAAGAUUAUUUUCUAUCUUUGAACCCCCUAUUGGUUGGUCAAGUUGAAAAGGAGAGCUUGGAUAGCUCAGGCAUCUGACUUGUAAACAUCGUGUUUGUUCAUUUUUCCAGGAAUGGUUCGUUUUAAGAAGAUAGGAUUAGUUGAGAAAAGGGAGAUUGUCUAUUUUUUUCUUGAUCUUGUGGAUAAUCACAUAUUCUGAUCUGUCACCUUUUGCUUUCAGGUGACAUUCUGUA